AUGGCGGAAGAAGCGGGUCUGGAGUCCCUGCAGAGGAGGAGAAAGCGGCGGGACCCGGAGGAGCUGGAAAGCGCGGAACAGAAGCCAAAAGACCUGACAGCGGCGGUGACGAUGGGCCAAGAGAACGAAGAAGAGGAAGAAGAGCGCUGGGUGGGGCCUCUACCUGUGGAGGCAACGUUAGCCAAGAAGAGGAAAGUUUUAGAGUUUGAGAGAGUCUAUCUUGACAAUCUUCCCAGUGCAUCCAUGUAUGAACGUAGUUACAUGCAUAGAGAUGUUAUCACCCAUGUGGUAUGCACCAAAACAGAUUUUAUUAUUACAGCCAGUCAUGAUGGACAUGUUAAGUUCUGGAAGAAAAUAGAAGAGGGAAUUGAAUUUGUUAAACAUUUUCGUAGUCAUCUGGGAAUUAUUGAGAGUAUUGCAGUUAGCUCUGAGGGAGCAUUGUUCUGUUCUGUGGGUGAUGAUAAAGCAAUGAAGGUGUUUGAUGUAGUAAAUUUUGACAUGAUCAAUAUGCUGAAACUUGGCUAUUUUCCUGGACAGUGUGAGUGGAUUUAUUGCCCAGGCGAUGCCAUAUCAUCUGUUGCUGCUUCUGAGAAGAGUACAGGAAAAAUUUUCAUUUAUGAUGGUCGAGGAGAUAAUCAGCCACUUCAUGUUUUUGACAAACUUCACACAUCACCUCUUACUCAGAUACGACUGAACCCAGUUUACAAAGCAAUAGUGUCCUCUGACAAAUCUGGGAUGAUGGAGUAUUGGACUGGGCCUCCUCAUGAAUAUAAAUUCCCAAGAAAUGUGAAUUGGGAAUAUAAAACUGACACAGAUUUAUAUGAAUUUGCCAAGUGUAAAGCAUAUCCGACCAGCAUAUGUUUCUCACCCGAUGGGAAAAAAAUAGCUACUAUUGGUUCUGACAGAAAAGUUAGAAUUUUUAGGUUUUUAACCGGAAAACUCAUGAGAGUCUUUGAUGAAUCCCUAAGUAUGUUUACUGAACUGCAGCAGAUGAGGCAACAGUUACCAGACAUGGAAUUUGGCCGAAGAAUGGCUGUAGAACGUGAAUUAGAGAAGGUGGAAGCAGUAAGAUUAAUUAAUAUAGUUUUUGAUGAAACUGGACACUUCGUGUUAUAUGGAACAAUGCUGGGCAUUAAAGUUAUAAAUGUGGAAACAAACCGGUGUGUGCGGAUUUUAGGCAAACAGGAAAAUAUUAGAGUGAUGCAGUUGGCUUUGUUCCAGGGAAUAGCCAAAAAACAUCGUGCUGCAACUACUAUAGAAAUGAAAGCUUCUGAAAAUCCCGUGCUUCAGAAUAUUCAGCCUGAUCCAACAAUAGUCUGUACAUCUUUCAAAAAGAAUAGAUUUUAUAUGUUUACCAAAAGAGAGCCAGAAGAUACAAAGAGUGCAGAUUCUGAUCGAGAUGUUUUUAAUGAGAAACCUUCCAAAGAAGAAGUCAUGGCAGCAACUCAAGCUGAAGGACCUAAGCGAGUUUCAGACAGUGCCAUUAUCCAUACCAGCAUGGGAGACAUUCACAUCAAGCUUUUUCCUGUUGAGUGCCCUAAGACAGUGGAAAACUUUUGUGUUCACAGCAGAAAUGGUUAUUAUAACGGGCAUACAUUUCAUCGAAUAAUUAAGGGUUUCAUGAUUCAGACAGGAGAUCCAACAGGUACCGGUAUGGGAGGAGAAAGCAUAUGGGGAGGAGAAUUUGAAGAUGAAUUUCAUUCAACAUUACGACAUGACAGACCAUAUACACUGAGUAUGGCCAACGCUGGAUCAAAUACUAAUGGAUCUCAGUUUUUUAUCACCGUAGUACCAACACCUUGGCUCGAUAAUAAGCACACAGUAUUUGGACGUGUAACAAAAGGAAUGGAAGUUGUACAGAGGAUCUCUAAUGUCAAGGUCAAUCCCAAAACAGACAAGCCGUAUGAGGAUGUCAGCAUCAUAAAUAUUACUGUCAAGUAAAAUGUUUCAUUGUGUAAAUAUAAAUGCUUGUAUUAAACAUGGGAUUAUUUCACAUUUGGAAGCUGUAAAACUUGAACAUACAAUUUCUAGAAUAUGUAUUUUUAAAACUU
Molecule: messenger RNA, 2051 nt
Organism: Suncus etruscus (white-toothed pygmy shrew)
Lineage: Eukaryota; Metazoa; Chordata; Mammalia; Eulipotyphla; Soricidae
Gene: PPWD1
Product: peptidylprolyl isomerase domain and WD repeat containing 1
Exons: 11
Coding region: 1-1941 (646 amino acids)
Biological process (GO): protein peptidyl-prolyl isomerization
Molecular function (GO): protein binding; peptidyl-prolyl cis-trans isomerase activity
Source: RefSeq, a predicted model, not a curated record